Bursaphelenchus okinawaensis is the source of this 1319-nucleotide messenger RNA. Lineage: Eukaryota; Metazoa; Nematoda; Chromadorea; Rhabditida; Aphelenchoididae. The record is from the annotation of a GenBank genome assembly.
AUGGCAGAACGACGGCAAGUAGAUCGUAAGUUAACUUUUUUUAGAUUUGGUUGUUUUAGGUAAUAUUAUAAAAGAAAGUAUCUUCUACUACGAUUUGAUAAAAGAAUAUUUUUUAGCGGAUGAAUUAUUAGAGUUGAUAGAAUGUUUGCCACUUGAAUUUGUUGAAUAUGCAUUUGCUUACGGGUCUGGAGCUAUUCAACAGCAAGAUGAGAAGAAGGAGGACAAGAUGGUUGACUUUAUUAUAGUUACCAAAGACACACAACACUUUCACGAGCUGAAUCUUGACAGGAAUCGGCCUCAUUAUAGUUCUAUCGGUUUUUUGGGAGCCAGUAAAUUGUGUUCUUAUCAACGUUACUUUGCCGCGAGGUUGUUUUACAAUACCAGGGUUAAAUCUUGUGGGCGAAUGAUAAAAUACGGCGUGAUUGAUACAGAAGUAAGUGUUUUUGUUUGAUUUUUAAGUUUUUAGGUAUGGGAACGAAUACUUUAGCUUCUUGUAGAACAUCAAUCUUAUAUUUUAAAUGUUUCAUAGCAAAACAAAGGCUAAUGUAUAUUGUUUUAGGACUUAAAAGAAGACUUGUUAGAAUGGCGUUGGUUAUAUGCUGCGGGUCGUCUUCAUAAGCCCGUAUUAGAUGUAAUAUCUCCACUGAAGAGUUUACAAAAAGCUUUAGAUGAGAAUAGAAGGUCGGCACUUCAAAUAGCUCUGCUGCAACUUGAUGAAUCAUUUACAUUAACAGAAUUGUUGAGGACGAUAACUGCCAUAAGUUAUAAUGGAGACUUUAGAAUGAAGUUUGGCGAAGAUCGAAGUAAGGUAGGUCUGAGUUUUUUAAUUUUUUUUUAGUUUAGGUACGUUUUUUGUUUACGGAUCUGAAGGAAUUAACACUAUUUUUUGUGAAUAAAUCUAAAAUAUGUUACUUUAGAUUAACAAGCUAGUAGAUGGUGCAUUCGAAGAAUUCUGUGAGAUCUAUCUUCCUCUUCUUCAAGCCGAUCCUCGGGUACAAUGUAAAAAAGAAGGCUUCGAACAUGAUUUAAGUACUCCGGCCAUCUACCAUCGGCUUCAGCUGUUGCCAUUUAAUGUUCUUAAAAAACUGUCAGCACAUUAUUAUGCGGGAAGAGAUCCUCGUCGGCGGGAUCUGGAGGAAAUGGUCUUUUCCAUAGCUCAUCGACAUGAUGUAUGUGAACAUGCUGCUUAUGUGACGUCGCAAAUUGUGGCACGAUCAGCGAUACGACAGACUUUAAAGAAUGCUACAACGGCCGGAUUUAGGAAAGGGUUCCUUUAUUCGAUGGAUAAGGUGGGGAAGAUGGUCAAGAGUCUGCGGUGA